Molecule: messenger RNA, 2373 nt
Organism: Lithohypha guttulata
Lineage: Eukaryota; Fungi; Ascomycota; Eurotiomycetes; Chaetothyriales; Trichomeriaceae
Exons: 1
Coding region: 1-2373 (790 amino acids)
Source: RefSeq, a predicted model, not a curated record
AUGGCUUUUCGAAGCGGACGCACAUCUGGUCCUUCGGGCAUGCUGGACACAUCCGUAAGACCGUUCCAAGCUAUCUCAUGUGCACCUAAUGGCUCCAGGUGGAGUCGGAGAAUCAGUGAAGGGGAAUGGAAUUCAUACAGGAAGAGGAUAGAAGACUUCCAUAAAGCGGGAAUGACACGAGAAGCCAUACACGAGUUUCUCAAAAUAGAGGACGAUUUUCAUCCAUCAAUGCCUCAGCUUAAUGGUCAGAUGACAGCAUGGGGUCUGAAAAGGAAAGCGGUUCCUGGUAGGAAGUCGGCUCUUUCAGCAAGACAGCCUUUGGUGCGUCCACCUCUGCUUGUCCCUGAAGUACCAUUGAGUGAAGACCACGAACAAAAUGACAUAUCAUCCAUGCUGUUGCAGCUUACCGAAGUUCUACAGGUCGAUCAAGACGUACCAACAGCCAAAACUACAGCUCUGCCAAAUUCGUCGUGGGAACCACAGUAUUGUGACGAGGCCUGCUGUACGACCGCGAUCUUCCAUCAAAGAAAGAUGCUCGGUGCUUGCUUUCUCAUGUUCUUGAAGUGCUGGCCUCAAGCUUCAGGGAUUCUGCAAGGACUGAUUGAUGAGAUGACCCACGAUAAGACUGUCUCAACGUCGAGUAUUAUCUGGGCCAAGGCAAAUUACAAUCGCAUCUAUGGCGGUGGAUCCAAGCCUGACGACCUGAUAUCAAUCUGGACCACACCUUCUGGGAACAUAGUAGAGUCUUUGUGGGCAGACGUUGAAGUCGUUGUCACCGAAGCUCUACCCAGUCCGUUGAUGUUCUUGUGCCUUACCGGGACUUAUCGUGCAUAUGGUGAGUUGGAAAAAGCUCAACCUCCGCCAGCAGUCUUUCAUUGCUUCGAAGUUCAACUACAGACAUUGACACGCGAAAUUCAGGAAUAUGAAGAAGAGACCACUUUGUUACUGCAACUGCUCGUUGGGUGUUCAUAUAUACUCGAGUCUGCUGCUCUGCACAGCACUUUUGAACACUUCAAGCUGCACGUAAAUCAUGUUCCUGCCGAUACAUUCCACGACUUCAUUCUGCCGAGGUUGUUGGCAUGCCACAUCAUGUCAGCUUGGAUUGACAAGCCGCGCAUUGCUACGUUGAGUUCACUGGCAGCCUUCAGAAACUCUUCCUCGAUAUUCAAGCCUGAUGUUCUGCUUCCAGAACUUUUCGUCACUUUCAGCCACAUGAUUGCUGCGAGGAUACACGACAUACCGCCUCUAUCGUCCCCUACCUUUGUCAGCGAUCUCAAGAAGGCGGUUCGGAAGGCUGUCAUGAAACUCUGCUUCGCUCAAAAAUCGUGGUACUGCGCCGAGAUCGCCAAAGUGUUGCUGUCACUCUUCCACAAGCCGGCUAUUCAAUCAAAUCGUAAACAUCAAUACAUGGAUCAGCUAGCGUUGAAGACAGCUCACAAGAUCAUGGGGACUGGCUACAUCAGCAUGUUUGGAAGUCAACCGGCUGGAAGUGCUGGACCCCUUACCUGGAUGCGAUCUGCUGACUGCUUUGAAGUCAAAAAAGUCUGCACUCGAGUAGACGUGAUACCGGAAGCGCCUGGACCACAAACAUGUAAUAGCUCAGCUGUACUGGGUAAGCAGAGAACCGAAUCUGUGGCCAGCAAUGAAUCGACUCUGUCUCCUCCGUCAAUAACAGGUUCAACUGUGGUCGGCUCGGCUUCCUCGAGCCAGUCAUCUUGUCCAACCCUGAAUUCUGUCAUUGAGGAACAUGAUCCAUCUUCUCCAAUACCCAAAUCUCAGGCUAAUUCAACCUCAAGCAGACCUACGAUUACGCGCUCUGCCACAGGCGACCUUCCUCGGCGAUUCCCGACUAGCUCUUCUGGAAGGCUAAGCUUCUGUGAAAUAUUGGCUACCAAUGCGCGCGUCACAACUAACCAGAUGAGAAGACAGACCGGCAGCCCAUCCUCGGUGUCACGAACAGAUUCUCGGGCGUCGUCUUCGAGAAUGACAAUGGAUUCUCAGUAUAGCUUCCGUCGUGUCUUUGGAAUUGAAGGCUCAGUUUGUAACGAUGGUCUCCCUCAGCGCUUCCCAACAACUUCAUCAGCCAAAAUGAGUAUCGAUGGUUUCGGUGUUGGAGGAGAAGAAACCACGAGUUCCGGUAACGAGACUGAGGCUUCGAGAUUCUCCUGGAUUCCUGGCGCUUCUGGAGAAUUGCUUGUUGUGGCAGAAUGCGGAUUGCCUAGUCCAAGUGACACUUCAAUGGGUAUGGAAAGAGGUUCUGGUGAUGGCGACUCUGAUGUGUGCUACGUGUCGAGAGAGAGACAUGUCUCUGCCUGGAUUAAGCAGCAUAGCUAUGUCAAUCCUGGUGUCGAGAGGCGGUACAGUGCUGAUUAG